Molecule: messenger RNA, 1399 nt
Organism: Durio zibethinus
Lineage: Eukaryota; Viridiplantae; Streptophyta; Magnoliopsida; Malvales; Malvaceae
Product: WRKY DNA-binding transcription factor 70-like
Biological process (GO): regulation of DNA-templated transcription
Molecular function (GO): sequence-specific DNA binding; DNA-binding transcription factor activity
Source: RefSeq, a predicted model, not a curated record
CCACGUUUCCUACCUUCUCUCUUCCUUGCAUUUGCGCUGUGCUAUGCUUUUUAUUCUUUUUCGAUAUAAAGGUUUCUGUCUCCUCCUUUAUUUAGGUUAACAUUAUCUCAAAUUAACCACGCGCAAAAAAAAAAAAAAAAAAGAAUCGGGUUGGUUGGAGAACAUGUCGUCGGGUAACAAGAAAGCAAUUGAAGAACUUGCUCGGGGCAAGGAAUUGGCAAUUCAGCUGCGAGAUCUGCUUGAUAAGUCUUUGGGAGAUGAGGGUUUGGUGGGGAGUGAAGAUCUAGUAAUGAAAAUCUUGAAGUCUUUUGCUAAUACGCUUUCCAUAUUAAGAAACAGCGGUGGCGACUUUGAUGAUGAAGUUUCCCAGAAUCCCAGGAACAGCAACAUGGGUUGGGAUGGUCGGAAAUCCGAGGAUUCAGGUGAGAGUAUUAAGAGUUCAAAACAAAAGGAUCGAAGAGGAUGUUAUAAAAGAAGGAAGUGUGCAGAGUCAUGGAUAAGAGACACCUCAACUCUGAUUGAUGAUGGCCGUGCAUGGAGAAAAUAUGGACAGAAAGUAAUCCUCAAUGCCAAGUAUCCAAGAAACUACUAUAGGUGUACCCACAAGGUUGAUCAAGGGUGCCAAGCAACCAAGCAAGUGCAGAUGAUUGAAGACAAUCCUCCAAAGUAUCGAACAACUUACAAUGGUCAUCACACUUGCAAAAAUCUACUCAAGGGUUCUCAACUCAUCCUGGAUCCCACUUCCAAUGACUCUUCCAUGAUCAGCUUUGCAAACAGCAAUCUCACAAACAAACAAGAAAACUCCUUUUUCCCAUCUUUCCCAUCUGUAAAGCAGGAAAGCAAAGAGGAUCAUUUGCCAAGUGACAUCACCUACAACCCUUCCUCAUCAUCCGAGUAUCUUUUGUCACCUGAGCUAACGACGUUCGAUUCAUCAGCUCAAAUGACAGUGUUGUCUGCUGAUCAAGCGGAUUUGAUCUCUGGGGUGGUGGAUUCUGUAGAUUUAGAGGACUUGCUUGACUUUUAAGGCCAGAAGUAGCUAGCUAGCUAGAGAGUAACUAGUGAUCAUGAACUGAUGAUAGAAUUCAGUUUCUUUGUAAUCUAAAUGUACAAGUAUUGUGUUUUUAGCUUCUUAAGCUGCCAAGCGCAAACAGCUGUAAAAUUAAUUGCUGGUAUGUUCUAUUCAAUAUGUUUUACUCCAUUAGCUUCAUCACUUGCCAAAAACAAAACAUGCACUUUUGUUAUCAUUUUAUCAGUUUAAUUUUUUUAUUUGAUUGGUUUUAGGAACGUUUUCGUGAACUUUGAUCGGAUAACUUCACUUAAAUCUUGUCCAUAUAUUUUCCUUCAGGGAAAGUGAAUGUGAAACGUGUACUUGAUAAGAUAGAAAAUAUAAAGUGAAAAA